Molecule: messenger RNA, 10266 nt
Organism: Gigantopelta aegis
Lineage: Eukaryota; Metazoa; Mollusca; Gastropoda; Neomphalida; Peltospiridae
Product: serine/threonine-protein kinase tousled-like 2
Exons: 22
Coding region: 205-2436 (743 amino acids)
Biological process (GO): chromosome segregation; intracellular signal transduction; peptidyl-serine phosphorylation
Cellular component (GO): nucleus
Molecular function (GO): ATP binding; protein serine/threonine kinase activity
Source: RefSeq, a predicted model, not a curated record
UCAACAAAGUUAGCCGAAAACACUAGACCAUUUUGUAGCGGUUAAUUACUUGCAUAAUUGGGUUAUGCGAUCAUGACACAAAAUGCAUAGAUUUAAAACUAAAGAUUAAGUCAGUAACCUGACUUGAAGGUCUUGGAUCAAGGCUUUAAAAUCGGACUGUUUCGAGGGAUAUUCAGCGGGAAUAGUGGUGGACCGCCAUCUUGGAUGUCGAACAGCAGUACAAAUUUGUCAACUAAAAGUCGGCAAGGGCCAACUAUGGACAAUAUCCAUAGCUUGGAUCCAAGGAAGCAAGAGUUGUUGGAAGCUAGGUUUUUGGGGAGUAGAUUUGAACCACUUCAGUUUCCACCUCAAGGAUUAUCACGUCCACCACAAGAAAACAGUAACCUGUCUGCUGGGUCCUUAGAGAGAGACGAAGACGGAAGUCACGGUCAGCAGUACACCCCCGAGAAGUGCAGAACCCCUUCUGAGCGGAAACGGAAGAGAAAAGUUGUAACCGAGACAGACUGCAAUUCGGCGAAAGCUGGAAGGGUGGAAGCAAAUGGGAAAAAAAUAAAUGAGUAUUUUAAGCAGAAUCAGUCUCCAGUUCGCAAUAUAUUGCCCACCUCUGGUGCUAAGUCCCCAUCACCACAAGCUGUUCCUCUAUGCCUUCCUCUAGAUGUUAUUGGGCUCAGUACCUACUUAGCUGGUUCCCCUCAGUCGUCAUCUAGUUCAGACGUUCUCACACUGACUCCCUACCCUCAAAGAAACCCAUACGGGUGUUCCAAGUAUACUCAGACGGAUAUGACGCAAAGUCACAUUCUUGCUCUCAAAUCGCAGUCGGCUAAUGAUUUAGAGCAAAAAGACACUAGAAUAGAUGACCUAGUCAGACAAAAUGACGAACUUCGGCGUCAGUUAACGGCACAACAAAAACUUUUAGAAAAACACAAAGAAAAUUUGCAAAAAUGCUUGGAAGUUAAUAAAUCUUUAUUAAUAGAAAAGAGUAAACUAGAAAAGAGAACGACUCGUCAGAAAUGUUUAGAAAACAGAUUACGACUGGGUCAGUUUGUCACACAAAGACAAGGAGCGACGUUUGUAGAAAACUGGACCGAUGGAUGGGCUUUCACAGACUUGUUGAAACAACAAGAAAGAAUAGCUUCAGAUAGAGAAGAUAUUGAUAAACAACGGCGCAUGCUGAUGAAGAAGAAACCUCCGAUGGGGGUGACGAAAAAUUCAGCAAAACACGAUUUUAUCAAACCGGGAGAAAAGCCAUUAACAAUAGCAGAAUUUUAUGAGCAAGAUGAGAUUCUCAAAUUGCGGCAAGCAGUACUUAAAAAGGAAGAUGCCGAUCUGCAGUUGGAACUGGAGAAGUUGGAAAGAGAAAGAAAUCUUCAUAUACGUGAAAUAAAAAGAAUACAGAGCGAAGAUAAUUCUCGGUUCAAGGAUCAUCCUAUCUUGAAUGAGAGAUAUCUUCUUCUGAACAUGCUUGGCAAGGGAGGCUUUAGUGAAGUUCACAAGGGCUUUGACCUUAAAGAGCAGAGAUACGUUGCUUGUAAAAUUCAUCAAUUAAAUCGUGAAUGGAAGGAAGACAAAAAAGCAAACUAUAUCAAGCAUGCGUUAAGAGAAUACAACAUCCAUAAAAGUUUGCAUCAUCCUAGAAUAGUAAAAUUAUAUGAUGUUUUUGAAAUUGACAAUAAUUCAUUUUGUACAGUGCUAGAGUAUUCCAAGGGCAAUGACCUGGACUUCUAUCUCAAGCAGAACAAGUGCAUUCCAGAGAAGGAGGCCCGCUCUAUCAUGUGCCAGACGGUCAGCGCCCUAAAAUACCUCAAUGAAAUCAAGCCAGCUGUGAUACAUUAUGACCUAAAACCAGGUAACAUUCUACUUGGUAGCGGGUCUGUGAGUGGUGAAAUCAAAAUCACAGAUUUUGGUCUCAGCAAGAUUAUGGAUGACGACAGUUUCUCUCCGGACAUUGGGAUGGACCUCACGUCACAAGGAGCUGGAACUUACUGGUACCUGCCACCAGAAUGUUUUAUUGUGGGCAAGUCUCCACCAAAGAUUUCUUCCAAAGUUGAUGUGUGGUCUGUCGGUGUGAUAUUUUACCAGUGUUUAUAUGGGAAAAAACCAUUUGGGCACAAUCUGUCUCAGGCUGCCAUAUUGGAGGAGAACACGAUCCUGAAAGCAACAGGUGUGGAGUUCCCUGCAAAGCCACCAGUCACUCCAGAAGCCAAGAGCUUCAUCAGGCGGUGUCUACAGUAUAAGAAAGACUCGAGACCAGACGUCUUGAUGCUUUCACAAGAUGAUUAUUUAAAACCUCCACAACUCAAGUCGAAACACAAUGCAGAGAGCGUGGGAAGUCCUGCACCAACUAGCAUGACCACAAGUGCAAGCCAGUCAUCACAGAGACCUACCAUUAACUUUAAUCAGUCGCCUUCUUUCAGUUUCGGAGAAAAAUUCUCAUAGUCUGCAGUGGACGAAAAACGUGGAUGAAUGUUGACAGAAAAAAAAUACCUCGACUUUCAAGUGAACUAUGGAUGGCCUUGUAGUUAUGUGUCGCAGGGUAGCAGAGAAAUGAGAGCUUUAAACUAUUCUGUGUUAGCAUGGCGUGUGUGUGUGUCUUCUGUUUCCCAACAGAGAGAGAAAAUAUCCAUGCAAACAGUAUGAGGAUGAUGCUGGUUUUUAUGUCACAUCGAGUGUAGGGUAGUUUCCUUCUAGUGAUAUCCAUCUUGAUGGUGGAGAGAGGAUUUUAAUUAAUAUGAAAAUUUGCAAUAAUUCAACAUGUUAAAACAGCAACAUCGUGGUUGCAUUUCAUUCUCUUUCUUGUGCUCUACAAACUGUCCUUCCUUCUCUCUCUCUUUCUUCCCAUCCCCAUCUUGUUUCUGUUUCUUUUUCACAUUCUUUACUUUUCUCUCCUUUUUUUUUUUAAAGUUAGAAGACCCAGUUAUUUGGUGGAGGGGGUGGGGGUCUUUCUCAGUUCCAAACAGUGCUUUAUUUCAAGGCUCUUUAAGUGCAGUCUGUGUGAAGAAAGUGCAUAUAAAAGACCCCUUGCUGCAACUUGAUAAUAAGUGUAGAUGUGUUGUGGUUGCAGUUAUCUUCUCAUUCUGUUUGACAAAUAAAACAUAAUAUCCUUUGAGAUGUAGGUCAUGGUAAAUUAAGUUGAUAGAACAUUUUAGGGAUCCUGUUACAAUCCACAUGGAAACCGAUAAACCAUUACUAAUAUUAUUGGUAAACAGCUGUGUGUGUGUGUGUGUGUGUGUAGGCUGGGAGGUGGUAUGGGAUGCACUGCUGAAUUAUGAUUAUGAACACAUCUGUUGACAAUGAGUUUUUUUUUUUCUCGUGGUUUAUAUAUGGACUUCACAAAUGCAUUUCAGAUUUAUUAUAAUGUAUUCUUUACACAUGCAUAUCAGAUAUAUUAGUAUUAUUACCAGUUCUAAAUAAGUGAACCAUGUGGCAUAUACUUUAGUCUUUACAAAUAUUAUCAUGACACGCUCCAAAUCUUGCAUUUAUUAAAAGUAUUACUUAUUUAAUCAUGUACUGCAAAAUUAUUACUUCUUUUUUUUUUUCUUGUGUUAAGUACUUGAUGGUGUUAGUUUGAGGUUUCAGGUAUCUUACUUCUGAUCUACAAAAUUCAUCAGUUAAGAAUUCUAUAAAUGCUUCUUUAUUUCCAUUAAUGUGGUAUUUAAUUAGUGAAAAUACCAAUUUGAUGUGCAAGAGGUCUUUUGAAUGCAUUUUACUUAACAUUGCAGUCAGGGGGUUCUUUUUUUGUUUCUUUCCUUUUUUGACCCCUUUCUAAUCAGAAGUCUAGAGCAUGUGUUGUCCUGUAUGGAAAAGCAAUUGAAAGAUCAAUUGGUGCUAAUAAAAAAGGGAACAUAACAAAUACAGCAUUAUCGGUUAUUUUCUUUUGUAUUCUAUCUUGUUUGCCUUAAAUCUCUCAGUCGUCUCUGUUAGACACCAAGUAGCCAGUUACAGUGCAUGCUGGGUAAUGGUGUUCUGAUUGAUUGGAAGGUUGGUCAGGCAUUGUUCACUCAAUCAUUUGUCUAAUUAAUCGAGUACAAUUUAUUUCUACUAGUUGUACAAUGCAAAAGUUACUUUCCUAUAAGUUCCAUGGUCUUGUGUGUAGUAAUGAAUAAGGCAACGGUAAAAUCAGUUUAUAUUCUUUAUACAAGAAGAUAGAAGCCGCAUUUUUAUUUACUAAACAAAUGAUAAUUCAUAUAUUAUAAUUAAAAAAAUUAAAAUGUUUACAUAAUUUUUUUUAGAAAUGAGUAAAUGUUUUAUUUACUUAGUCCACCAAAAUUGUAUGGCAAAAGGGUUUUUUGGUGGGAGGUUUUCAUGUUGUAUUUUUAUUUAUUAUUUAAUAAUUUUAACAUAGUAAACCUUCAUGUUAAAAACUUUGGAUGUAACUGUAAACAGAUUUAUUGUCUGGGUUGCACAGCAGUCAAUCUAAACGCAGAUUCACACAUAUCAUGUGACUUGAAAUGUACACCAUAAGCCAUUUUGCACACAUUUAGCUUUUGGGAAAAAUUAGCAGUUAUGUUUUUUUCUGAAAAUAUGUGGGUAUAACAACUAUUCAGAUGGGAUGGAGGUGGUAGCAAUUUAGCUCAGUCGGUAGAGCUCUCGCCUGAGCUUCUCUGGGGGUUUUCUCCUCCAGCCAGUAUGCCACGACUAGUAUGUCAGAAGACAUCAUAUGUGCUGUCUUGUCUGGCUGCAUUCUUCUAAAGACUAUAUGUCAGAAUUACCAAAUGUUUGACAUGCAAUAGCUUCUGAUUAAUAAAUCUAUGUGCUGUAGUGAUGCCAUUAAACUAAACAAACUUAACUAUAUAACUGUUUCAAUAACAUACUCUCCAGAUCUCGUUAAAAAUACGAGUCAGGUGAUGUAAUAGGUCAUCUGCUGUAUGUCUCUGCCUUUACGUCGGAUCACAAUAUGUAUAAGCGGCAGGUGUUCUUCAAAGCAAAAUAUAUGCUUAAUCAGUUAAUAAUCGGUCAGUGAUUAGUUGGUGCUGGGCUGUUUUUACUUAUUUCUUGUUUUCAGUUAAGUAAGGAAAACCCCCACCUCAACUAUUCUAGCAUUUAAAACAAAAUUAUGUGAAUGAAAAUCUCAUUGUCAUUGAUCUCUGAAUUUGUUUUCAUUUUUGAAAUGUAAUUUGUACAUUAAAACAUUUUAUGUUAAUUAUUGCAAAUUUUCUAUUCAGUGUAGUUACGGUGAACACUAUAUAUAUUUGUUAAAUACACAAAUGAAUGGGUUUGUUUUUUUAUUUAUUAAGUUUCUCAAGAGGAUAGAAUUGUGAAUUGCAAUAAGCUCGUUCGUUUGUUAUACCUGAACCAGUAUUCUUACGGAACUAUUCAAUGUUUUCUUUUUUGAGUGUCGACAUGUUCUGUUAUGAAUUGAAAGAAGACGACAGAUUAACAUCGAAAUGCGGAUUUUGUUUUGUGAAAUCAAGAUACAGGAGGAACUCAUUUCAAGAUCAGUUGAUUCAUUCAUGGAGUAUUUAUGUACAGAAGAGUGCCAUGAAUCAGUGCCAGUAAUAAGCGACCACAGAUUUGUGAAAACUGUUUGGAAAGUUUCACCGACUUUGUGUCUGUCGAAGCACGCUAAACUAACGUGCUCUGUGUUAAAACUUGUGUGUAUGGUUGUUUCAAAUUGUGAAUAUUCUGAACAUGGUGUGCGAUGUGUGUGUUCUGGCUCCUGUUUUAUGAACAUUGUUUUUUGUUAUUUUGUGACUGAAUGCAAGAUGUCUGCAGACUACAAAAUGCGGAUACACUUAUGUGAUACUUCAGCUGCAAGAUUGUUGCUGCUGAUAUUCAAAACAUUUGGAGAGAGAGAGAGAGAGACAAACAAACAAAACCAAAAUGGAGUGCAAAUUUGUUAUAUUUAUCGACAGUCUGCCUAACCUUCAUUGAUUGAUUGCUAAUUUAAAUGUUGUUCAUUGGGUGACAAGCAAUAUAGACACAUCAAUCUAAAAGCUACCGAUUGACUACUUGAUGGAUAGUGAUAAUCACAAAACUAUUGCUUUCAUUAUGUAGCAUAGUAAUUAAGCUUUAGAAUUUUUUAUUAUUAUUAUUUUUUUUUUUUUUUUUUUUUAAUUAUUAUAUACCUACCCUUGGAAAAAAAAAAACUGAUCAUGGUAAAAUGAAAAAGGGUUUGCAUUCUUAAAUUUUUUCUGAAUUAGAUAUAAGCUGAUUGUGAAUUAAAUUGUGAAUUCGUAACAAUCAUAAAAUAUGAUUGAAUUUAGUGAAGUUAUUUUUUAAAAUCAUUUAAUAUUUCACUACGCUAAAGUCAAAGGUUUUAUAUUUUAUGGUUACAAGUUAUUUCAUGCAUGGUCUUAUUCGACUGGAAUACUGGGAUAUGAUUUUCCGGUGUUUUGUCCGAUUUCAGCUUCUUUAGAAUAAAAUAAUUUAUACAAACGUAUUGAUCUGAAAUGCUAAAAAAAAUUACAUAAUUUUUAAAUGGCUAAUACAUCCUUGUAGUACCCAGGAUAUUUCAUAUACAAUAUUGUGAUUAUCUUUCUGUAGUUAAUGUCAUCACUGCAAUUUUAACAUUCCCACUGUUUUUCAUGUCUUGGGAGAUUAUUACUUUUUAAUUAUUUUAUUCAAAUCAGGGGCCAUGCAUUAAAAUUUGUAUACAUUGAAAUAUUUCAAGUGAUAUUCCAAAAAGAGAUCAUAAUGUUAGUAUGCAUUUAGUAGAUGUUAUUCAACAUAAAACUUGGCAGUACUGCAUCACAGUGGGAUGUUUGUGGUAUUGCAGGCAUCUGAGAAUGGAAAAUUUACACAAACCAUUUAUGGGUUACGAAACAAAACAUAUUCAGGUAACCCAUUUUGAUUUCAAUGGCGCAGUGGUAAGAACAUCAGAAAGAAAGAUGUUUUGAAAAUUAAUUUUUUUAUAGUUAUGUGUCACUAUUUAGAACCUGAUGUCCUUUUUCUUUUACCAAUUGAUUUCAUUUGAAUAUGUAUCACAGUUAAAAGCGGGAGGUGGUAUCUUAUUCUUUCCAUGCAUAGUUACAAAUUCAUAUGCUUAGCUGGCAUGAGGGAGUUGCAGGAACAGUUAAUUGCAGUCUUGGUAAAUGAUACAAAUUGAAGUAUGGUGCAUCAUUCCCUCUCCCGCUGCACGCGCAUGCACACCUGUGUCCGCCCCCCCCCCCUCCACAUAUACACACAAAUCUAAAGAAAUUAAAUAUGGAUGCCAACCCCGUUCGAAUACUGCAUGAUGCCUAUAGUCUAGUCACAGUGAUUCCUCUACAUAUGAUUUGAGAUAACACAACAUUCCAGUUGGUGCUGCCUGCUAUUGUCAUUAUUGAUGAGGUGGUGGGAAAUCGAAUCAUGUCUUGCUUGGCUGCUCUUAAAAAUUCACAUCUUGUGUUUGACAAGUUGCGCUAUGUGUAAACUGUAUAAUUGUUAAAUAUGGGAUAAAAUCUACUGCAUUGAAUGUAUUCUCUCAUGAGCCUCUUUAAUUUUCUGAAGAGGUAAAGAUCCAUGGUUUUUUUACAGCAUUGUAUGGUAUUUCAGUUUAGAACUUUGUUUCUUGCUUGAAUUUUAUCCAGAAACAAGUAAAUGUUUAUAUGUUAUUGAUCAUAUUUAUAGCAUAUUAAACAAGCUUCCAUUUUGUAUCUUGUUUAUGUCCCAAGUGAAAUAAUUUUCAAUUGUCACAAGCUUUAGCGAGUGACAAUGAAAAUAAUUUCACAAAGGACAUGAUAUGAAAUGGUAGCGAGUUUAAUAUCCUACUUAUUACCCAUAAUCGAUCUAAUUUAUAUCACUCAACACGUGUGGCGCACUACAAUCUUAUAGGAAAGUCAACCAAUCGAUGACGUCACUUGGCGUUCUAGUGGGACGUAUCACUGUGAUAUGUACCAAGAUAUUUUUAACCAUAUGGAUAAUUAGAAAUGUUCUUAAUUGUCAUAUCCAGAUGAUUUACCAGGAUGUAUUUCUAAAAGGUACUGACAAAAACCCAGUACACAGACUUUCUGCAAGAAAAUUAUUUGAGGGUUCAUAAUAAACUCAAAACAGCAAAUAAGUGACCCUACUAGAUGGUUAUGGGUUCGAAAUCUUUUGAAACUGAAUACUGUGUUUCAUGUACUCUCACCAAUUUUAAACCAGUUCUUUUAUUAUAAUCUUUCUUUAAGAAAUUUAUACAAAUCUGUCCAUUAAUCUCUUAGAAUUUGUAUGUAAUUUUACCCAUCAUACUCUGGCAGAAAGUUGAAAUCCUAAUAUAUUGUCAAAACUCUGGUGUACAGUCUUGAAGUUCUGUAGGCAUUUGGACAAUCAAGAACACAUCAAGCAUGCACAUAAAAAUAUUCCAAGAAACUAGGUUUCAAUCAGGAAUAUCGUACAAGGUUUUUAGAGGACUUUGUAGCAGUAGCUUUAAAUAAACUGUUAUAAUUGCCAAGAGCCCUACUGCUUUACCAUUUAGAUAAGCAUCAAGUACAUAGUAUGAUCAUGACGAAAGUCGUUGCAUGUUGCUAAUACGGACGAAUCUUGUUACAUGUAUGUUGUGUACUAAUCCGAUGUUCUAGUCAAUGGCCAAAUUUACUGACACUCUUGCCAGUGAUUACAGAAUUAAUAAACUGUUCUUGCAUAUUGGGGCCACAUCCAUCUAUGUAAAUGAUCAUGUUCUGUAACCCAUUGGCACUUGAAAGAUCAUUCUGUGCAUUUUUAAUUUAAUUUUUUUUUAAACAUGUAAUGCCCAACCUCCAUGAUAAAAUGUUAUUAAUUGAUAUUUGAAGUAAACCAUGCUGGUUUUAUUUGGGGUGUGGGGGGUGGAGAGAGUUUACCAAAAGACAGUUUUAUUACCAUACCUUUGCAAUUGUGGUGUGUCUUAUAUAUUUUUACCAAAUUUUUGUCAACCAAUAUUGGGACACCAAUUAUUCAUAGUUUAAAAUGUCGUAUGUUCUUUUCCUUUCAUUAUUUUUUGUUAUUUUAUAUUUUAUAUUUUAUUAUUAUUAUUAUUAUUUAUAAAUUAGUUAGCCAAAUACAUUUUGUAACUAGUUUUUUUGUUAAAACUUUUGGCGAUAUUGACUUCUAACGUGGUGGAUCGGAAUGUAAUACUGGUACUUAAAGAUCAUCAUGGACAAUAUCUUUGGGGUGUUUUUGUACUAAAAUAUACUUAGUGUGUAAAUGUACAAUGACCUAGUAUGCACUACUACAUGCACAUUGGCUGAUCUGGUUUCAUGCUUUAUACAUGUUCAUGCAAACAAGUUCUCUGAUUUUAGGAUGGGUUUUUUUUUAAAGCUGCAUGUACAUGUAUGUUUCUUAUCAUCCUUGUCAGUUGUAACUUAGAUAUCUUUUACAUGUAUCUGUAAUUUUUUAAUUAUGAAUAUUUAUAGUAUUUCCCUUGAAAAGCAGAUCAAUUUGUAGGUGAUGCUAAAUAUAUAUUUUUUCUUCACUUUAUCAGUUUUUAACAGAAUGACAAUGAACUGGAUAUUGUUGACCAUAAAAUUAACUUAUGAAUAUUAUGAUUUAAGGGUUGUACUUGGCUUAACGUAAGUGUGGGUUGCAGUACAAAAGUUAUCAGUGCACAUUAAUAGAAGGUCUGCUCCAGGUAGACAACAGAAAAAAAGAGUCACUUUUAAACUUAUUUUUUAGGGGUGCAACUGCCCCCCAUUGCACCCUAAUUAGGUAGAGUCCUGGACCCAAUUUCACAAAACAUCGUAAGCCUAGUUUUUUAAAACUUAAAUCUAUGACAAAACCACAGUUCUCACUGCUGUUAUAGUACAACAAAUAUAGUUAGAAAUACACAUAAUUCAUUUCUUUUCGUUCUUAAAAUGCUCCAUCUUCCGUAAUGAUGUCAUUUUCUGCAUGAAAUAGAUGCCAAAUACGUGUAAAUGUAUGCUCAGUAAAACUGCUAGUCGCAGACGUAAACUAACGAUGUUUUGUAAAAAUUGGCCCCUGGAUUUUGGAUGCAAUUGUCUAAAAAUGGCUGGGUGGCAGAAAAACUAUUCCAAAAAAGAAUGUUGGUUUGUUUUAUGCCUAGAGAGAACCAUCUCUCAGGUGCCAGAACCUGUAAUGUACAAAUCAUGAUCACAAAUCUCUCAGAAAUGUAUGCAGUAUGUUUCGGUUAUAAGGGAAUUUCUUGUUGCAAUGUUUUGAGUGUGGUAAUGGUUGUGGCAUGGCGUGUGUGUGUGAAUGAUAAAGGGCUGUUUUUAUUGUUUUGCUACCAUUUACUGGGUGACUGAAGUAAAACAAAUGAAAUGAGAAGCUCACCACUUACAGUUGUUGUUUAGUUGUUGAGAGAGAGAGGGAGAGAUAAAAUGACCACCAUUAUGGUUGUUUUUAUGGAAUAAAAUGUAUAAAUCAUUUUACAUA